Messenger RNA from Marasmius oreades (fairy-ring Marasmius), 1362 nucleotides. RefSeq lists its product as uncharacterized. The transcript has 6 exons. The record is from RefSeq and is a predicted model, not a curated record. Lineage: Eukaryota; Fungi; Basidiomycota; Agaricomycetes; Agaricales; Marasmiaceae. The coding region runs from base 442 to 1128 and encodes 228 amino acids.
CUGCCGAGUUUCAAGGUCUCAUGUAUACGUAUACUUCUCCCGGCGACAACUGCCUCAUGGUCGUUCAGACGGUUCAUUCCCGUCUUUGAUGCCUUGCCGUUGUUGAAGGAUAGAUCUAAGCUCACUAUUGACCGCCCCGCCACAAACUCUGACCCUUAAUCCUAUAUCGCUACCGGAGUUCUUUCCAGCCAAGGUGAAAUGUAAGACACGAUGGGAACGCGAGGGUGGCGCUGGCAGGAAAACCUAGAAGUAAAAGAUUAUCGCAGCCAGUCCAACUUCCAAAGCAGCUCAAACUCGGAGCCCUCAGAGUCAAGGCCUUCUAAAAUGAAGCCUGGUCCAGUAUACGUCAUCCGCGUAGAUCACCCCCACCAACGAAUGGUCAGUUGCACCGAAGCUAUCUAAAAGACGUUUCAAUUGGCAAGAGAGCCUAUCAUAAUUUAAAUGACAUUAAUCCACGACCAUCCACGACGAUUCUUGAAGUACAUAAGGACUAACACCCGGGUCAGAUCCAACAAAGAAGUCCCAUGUUUCCCCAUCCAGAUCCACAUGCAGAUUACCGGAAAUCCGAGGGAAAAGCUGCAUCGCUCCCUGAAAGUUCCGUAUAUAAACCCAAAUUUUUUCGUGCCCCCUUUACCUACUACAAGACACAAUGUCACUUGCUCGAGCAGUCCUCUCAUGUACCCAGGCUGUAGCACACCGCUACGCCAUGACUCCACCCAACAAAACCCAACCAAAGGACAGAUACCACACAGAAGAACCCUGGGUCCUUCAAAUCGCACCAUAUGUGUUCUAUUCCCAUUCUGUCCUCGUCGGUUUCUGUGCCAUAGGCGAGACCCUAGCAUACCUGAUUUCCGUAUCCCCCAUUUCUUCCAUCCACCCCUUCGACCACUUCUCAUCGACGUCCGUAUCAAUAACACCUCUCUUCCUAAUCGGCACUCUAUCCCUCCUUCUUGGUACAUGGAUUCGCCUAGACUGUUUCGCGACGUUGGGAAAACUCUUCACCUUCGAUUUGACGCUCCAGGAGAAUCACAAAUUGGUCACAACGCGGUUCUACGGUUACGUCCGCCACCCUGCUUAUACUGGUUCUCUUCUCCUCGUUCUGGGAAUCACCUUCUCCCAUCUGACUAGGGGCUCGUGGUUCAUCGAGUUGCUUCCCGUCCCUUACUCGCUGAUAGUUCUAUGCACCGCUGUUUGGUGGUGCUGGUGCUUGUCGGUCGGUAUCAGCAGAGCGUUCGCGGAGGAUAAGCAGAUGCACAAGCAGUUUGGUGAAGAGUGGGAGAAGUAUAGGGAUAGCGUUGGUUGGUGGUUCUUCCCAGGUGUUAUGUAAGGGGGAAAAAUGACUUGCGAUUCGAACCUUCCUAG